AUGGAUAAAUACACAUUCCCUUGCGACCCGGUCGCCAACCCAGCCGCUGUUGUAAAAGGACCAACAUACCGCUUCACACUGCUCAGCGAGACAGUUUUACGAUACGAAUGGGCUGAAGACGGUGUCUUUGAAGACCGUGCCUCAGCCUUUGCCAUCAACCGCAACUUUACCCCGCCAGCAUUUACUGUCAAUGAUGGCGACGAGCAGAUUGAGGUGGUUGCCCGCAACUUCCACAUCACAUAUGAUAAGAAGCGUUUCAGUCGAAGCGGCUUCAUUGUUGGUUUUCCAAGCAAAGUGACUCUUUGGGGAGCCGACUGGCGCUAUGGCGAGACGGCGAAAGAUAACCUGGGUGGCACGGCCAGAACUCUAGACGAGGUUGAUGGCCGUUGCGAUAUGGGAGAAGGUGUUUUAUCGCGAUCUGGAUUUACCACACUUGACGACAGCGAGACUUUUCUCUUUGACGGACAGGGGUUCGUUGCGCCUAGGAGAAGCGGUGAUCGUAUCGACGGAUACAUGUUUGUCUACGGACACGACUACAAGGGUGCGAUGAAGGCGUUUUAUGAUAUUUCUGGCCGUCAGCCUGCGCUUCCGCGUUGGGCCCUGGGGAAUUGGUGGAGCAGAUAUCAUCCGUAUUCAGCGAGCGAGUAUAUCCAACUGAUGGAUACGUUUGCCAAGCGAGAUGUGCCGCUGUCUGUUGCGGUGGUGGACAUGGACUGGCAUCAGGUCAAAGGUGACCACAUCCCCCACGCUGGCUGGACGGGGUACAGUUGGAACAAGGAACUGUUUCCUGAUCCUGCUGCGUUUGGGAAAGCGCUUCACGAUCGUGGCUUGAAAAUAACGCUCAAUGACCAUCCUCACGGCGGCGUUCAUCACCACGAAGACCUCUACGAGACCAUGGCCAAGGCCAUCGGACAUGAUACGUCUAAAAAGGCUCCAAUCUUAUUCAACCCCACUGAUCCCAAAUUCAUGGACGCCUUCCUGAGUGUCCUACAUCGCAGUAUCGAAAAAGAAGCCUGCGAUUUCUGGUGGAUCGACUGGCAGCAGGGUCCUAUCUCCCGAAUCCCAGGUCUCGAUCCGCUCUGGCUGCUCAACUACUUCCACUUCCAGGACCACGUCAAUCAAAAUGGCGAGGGAAAGGGAAUCAUAUUCUCGCGGUACGCAGGACCAGGGAGUCAUCGAUACCCCGUCGGCUUCUCCGGAGAUUCCAUCCGAACAUGGGAAUCUCUCCAGUUCCAACCAGAAUUCACAGCAACCGCCUCUAACAUCGGUUACGGAUGGUGGAGUCACGACAUUGGCGGCCACAUGGGCGGCAUUCGGGACGACGAAAUGGCCACUCGAUGGAUCCAAUAUGGCGUCUUCUCGCCCAUCUUCCGCCUCCAUUCGUCCAACAGCCAGUGGACGUCCAAGGAGCCGUGGAAGUUCCGCACAGAACACUGCCAGGCCAUGGAGCACUUUAUGCAGUUCCGUCACAGAAUGGUGCCUUAUCUACAUACAGUGAAUCUGCAAGGCGGCGCCGAACCUAUCGUCCGCCCUCUCUACUGGGAAUAUCCCGCCCGGGAAGAAGCCUACGAGAAGCCAAACGAGUAUUUCUUCGGCUCGCACCUCAUCGUUGCCCCCAUCGUUACGAAGCGAAAUCCAGACACAAACCUGGCCAGUGUGAAUGUCUGGGUCCCGCCAGGUCGACACGUCGACAUCUUCACGGGGCAGAUCUACGACGGGGACCGUGAAAUUCAAAUGUACCGCCCUAUCGAGACGAUUCCCGUCAUCACGCCCGAGGGAUCCAUCAUUCCACUUGAUGCGGAUACGUUCCCUGAAAACGGGUGCCAGAACCCCACUGCCCUGGAAGUCAUCAUCGUGGUAGGCAAAGACGGGGAAUUCACCAUCCUCGAAGAUCCAAACGAUGAUAUUGGCGCUGACAAAACCAUCGUCAAUGGCACUGCUUCGAACCACCGCAAAAUAACACUCGACUACAAACAAUCCACGGGAAGACUCCGCGUCUCCGAAUCAAACAAGACCUGGAAAUUCAAAUUCCUCUCCCUGACUAACAUCCCUUCUACACUGGAAGUGCGUGUCGGAGACGUCAUUACCAACUGUAACAUUCACGUGGAUACUACACCUUCGCCAGGUCUGGUGGUGCAGAUUCCGCCGCAGAGUGAAGCCAGGGAUGUGGAAAUCACGCUGGGUCCUGAGCCGCAGCUGGGGGUGUUGGAUAGAUUGGCUGUUUUGACGAAGUGGUUGUUGGAUUUUCAGAUGGACUUUACGGUGAAGGAUAAGAUUCUUGCGGCGGUGGAGGGGAAGACGCUUGCUAGUAGGAUUGGGGGAGUGAUGAGUUUGGGGUUGGAGGGGGAUGUUUCGGGGCCGGUGGUGGAGUUGUUGACGGGGGAUAGUCGUGUUUAG
Molecule: messenger RNA, 2397 nt
Organism: Pochonia chlamydosporia 170
Lineage: Eukaryota; Fungi; Ascomycota; Sordariomycetes; Hypocreales; Clavicipitaceae
Product: alpha-xylosidase
Exons: 1
Coding region: 1-2397 (798 amino acids)
Biological process (GO): carbohydrate metabolic process
Molecular function (GO): hydrolase activity, hydrolyzing O-glycosyl compounds
Source: RefSeq, a predicted model, not a curated record